AUGCAGAACUGCAGCUGCACUGCCAAGGUGGGCCGUGGCACGGUCAAGGUGGAGCGCAACCAGGACACAGGCAAGACCGGCCCCAGGCAGGGCACGGUGCGUGUGGACCGCCGCAGCAGCACCGCAAGGAAGCAGGCUGGUGAUGACCAGGCGUAUUUCAACGUGACGGGCUAUCCAUUUCCCCUGGGACCCAUCACCAAGCGUGCCACCAUCCGCAAGGACAUUGUGCGUGGCAUCAUCUGGGGCUUUGAGCAGCCACAGUCGCUGGGCGGCAGCAAUGUCACCACAAACGUCAGAAUGACCAUUGUGCGCCUCAAAUCGGGCGGCCUCUGGGUGCACGCACCCAUCGCGCCCACACGCGAGUGUGUGCGCAUGGUGCGACAGCUGGAGAAUGAGACGGGAGAGGCGGUCAAGUACAUCGUGCUACCCACCUUCGGAUAUGAGCACAAGAUUUUUGUUGGGCCCUUCAGCCGCCGCUUCCCCAAGGCGGAGGUGUGGGUGGCGCCCAGCCAAUGGAGCUGGCCCAUUAACCUGCCUGUCCAAUUCUUUGGCAUCUUCCCCACGGGAGUGCUGGUCGAUGGCGCAGUCGACACGCCGUGGGCAGAUGAACUUGAGCAGAAGGUGUUUGAGAGCAGUGUGGGCAUCGGCCCCUACAUCGAGGCCGCCUUUUUCCACAAGGCCACCCGCACCCUGCUGGUCACUGAUGCGGUCAUCUCUGUCCCCGCCAACCCGCCCGAGCUGGUGCCCACCGAAAACCUGCUUGAGGCGGCAGCUCGCAACUUCUUCAUUGAUGUCCUGGCUGGCGACCUGGCGGCGCAGCCGGUGGAUGGUGUGCCGCUGCAGCCCAAGGAGCUGACGCCCGCGGCACGCAAACUGGGCUGGCAGCGCAUGGCACUACAGAUACUCUACAUCGUGCCCAGCGACCUGCGUGACCCCAGGAAGGGCUUUUUAGCAGUGGCGGAGCGCUUGAUUGUGGGGCCCAUCCUGAAGACGCUGGUGUUUAGCACCACCCCCGAGGUCACCCGCACGUGGGUGGACUCCAUCUGCCGCGACUGGGCCUUUACCAGCAUCAUCCCCGCGCACUUCACCGCACCCAUCCGCGCUGGCCCAACCGAGUUCAAGGCUGCCUUCUCAUUUGUGUACGAGCCGCAGCUGAGCGCGGAGCAAGCUAGCGGCAAGGCGGCGACGCCAGCUGCGGCAGCAGCCAAGGCGGUCUUGGCGACGGAACGGAAGCAGGAGAGCGCCAACCCUGCCAAGGUGCUGGAUGGGCUGCUAGUGGGCCUGCUGGGCGGCCUGAGCAGCAGCAGCAAGAAGGAGGUGCCGGCGCCACCGCCGCGCAGUGCGAGCAGCAAAACAUUUCAGUACCCGGAAGAGGACAUUGCAGCACUAAACGCCGCCAAACGCUUCCUUGUGUCGGCCGGCGUGGUGAACAAGUGA
Molecule: messenger RNA, 1437 nt
Organism: Chlorella variabilis
Lineage: Eukaryota; Viridiplantae; Chlorophyta; Trebouxiophyceae; Chlorellales; Chlorellaceae
Exons: 9
Coding region: 1-1437 (478 amino acids)
Source: RefSeq, a predicted model, not a curated record